This is a messenger RNA of Salvia splendens (bonfire salvia), 1987 nucleotides long. RefSeq names its product non-specific phospholipase C1 (gene NPC1). The record is from RefSeq and is a predicted model, not a curated record. Gene Ontology annotation, biological process: phospholipid catabolic process. Lineage: Eukaryota; Viridiplantae; Streptophyta; Magnoliopsida; Lamiales; Lamiaceae. The transcript has 3 exons. The coding region runs from base 167 to 1786 and encodes 539 amino acids. Gene Ontology annotation, molecular function: hydrolase activity, acting on ester bonds.
AACCAGAAAUACAAAAUCCCAUCAAAUUAGUCAACCAAGUUUCAAUCAACUGUACCAAAAAAAAUCCUCAGCAUAUGCUUUCAUAAUUUCAAUUCUCAAAAAAUCCACACAAUUUCUCAACUUCCCUAUAUAAAUCUAUGCACUAAAAAAUCCCUCCGCCGCAAAAAUGAGGGUUUCCCGACGACUCCACCUCCGCGCCGCCGCCGCCGUGUUCCUCACCUCCCUCCUCCUCUCCGGCUGCCUCCCGCUCUCAUCCCCCAAAAAAACCAAGCACAAAAUCAAUGGCCCGAUCAAAACCUUCGUAGUUAUAGUUAUGGAAAACCGCUCCUUCGACCACAUGCUCGGCUGGUUAAGAAAAACCCGACCCGACAUCGACGGCCUCACUGGAUCCGAAUCCAACCGGGUCAAUGCGUCCGACCCGACCUCCCCCUCCCUAUCCGUCACCGACUCCGCCGUCUUCGUCGAAUCCGACCCCGGCCACUCCAUCCAGGCGAUUCGCGAGCAGAUAUUCGGCCGCAACGACACCUCCGCCAGCCCCGCCCCCAUGGACGGCUUCGUGCAGCAGGCGGAGGCCAUGGGAGUCGCCGGAAUGGCCGCCACCGUCAUGAGCGGAUUCAAGCCGGAGCUCGUCCCGGUCUACACCGAGCUCGCGAACCAAUUCGCGGUAAUGGACCGGUGGUUCGCCUCCGUUCCCGCCUCCACGCAGCCGAAUCGCCUCUACGUCCACUCCGCGACCUCGCACGGCGCCUCCAGCAACGUGCGGAAGGAUCUCAUCCGUGGAUUCCCGCAGAAGACGAUUUUCGACUCCUUCGACGAAAAUGACCUAGAUUUUGGGAUAUAUUAUCAGAAUAUCCCGGCGACUCUGUUUUUCAAAUCCCUAAGGAAAUUGAAGAACAUAGUGAAAUUCCACAGCUACGCGCUGAAAUUCAAGCUGGAUGCGAUGUUAGGGAGGCUGCCGAACUACGUGGUGAUCGAGCAGCGGUAUUUUGAUGUGUCGCUGUUCCCGGCGAAUGACGAUCAUCCAUCGCAUGACGUGGCGGAGGGGCAGAGGUUUGUGAAGGAGGUUUAUGAGACGCUGAGGAAGAGCCCGCAGUGGGAGGAGAUGGCGAUUUUGAUCACCUACGAUGAGCAUGGAGGGUUCUAUGAUCACGUGCCGACACCGGUGGAAGGAGUGCCGAAUCCGGAUGGGAUCAUUGGACCCGACCCGUAUUACUUCGAGUUCAAUAGGCUUGGCGUGCGGGUGCCUACGCUCUUGAUCUCGCCGUGGAUUGAGAAGGGCUCUGUGAUUCAUGAGCCGAGUGGCCCGACCCUGACUUCACAAUAUGAACACUCGUCAAUAGCUGCUACUGUGAAGAGGCUUUUCAAUCUUAAAAACUCCAACUUCUUGACUAAACGGGAUGCGUGGGCUGGGACUUUCGACAAGUACUUUUACAUGCGUGAUACUCCUCGUGGCGACUGCCCAGAGAAACUCCCAGAGGUGAAGAUGGCACUGAGGCCAAGGGGGGCAAGGGAAGACGAGAAGCUGUCAGAGUUCCAAAUCGAGCUGAUUCAGCUUGCGUCACAGCUCAAUGGCGACUACAUGCUCAACUCCUAUCCUGACAUAGGAAAGGAAAUGGACGUGGGAACGGCUAACAGGUACACGGAGGAUGCAGUCAAGAGGUUCUUGGAAGCCGGGAGGGCUGCGCUGAAGGCUGGCGCAAACGAGUCGGCCCUCGUCACCAUGAGGCCGUCCCUAACUAGUAGAACUGAAGAAGCAGAGUCCAGAAGGGGCCAUGAACCCUUCUGAUUGUGCAAGUAUUCAUCCGUUUACGUGUACAGAUAGAUAUAGGAAUAUAUGAAGUGGAAUGGAGAUGUUCAUGUAUCCUUGUUGUCGUGUAUGUUAGUUUAGGAUGUACUCGUAUGAGAAUCUGCUUCUGUUUGUAACACAUAAUAGUCCUUGCUUAUUAUACUUAAAUUAGUAAUAUAGUACGCCUAUUUAUGUAUUCAA